Molecule: messenger RNA, 3759 nt
Organism: Aedes aegypti (yellow fever mosquito)
Lineage: Eukaryota; Metazoa; Arthropoda; Insecta; Diptera; Culicidae
Exons: 4
Coding region: 1719-3575 (618 amino acids)
Source: RefSeq, a predicted model, not a curated record
CAAUCCACCCGCCAAGUCUCAGCUUCAGUCUGUCUCCAGCCGUUGUAGCGGGUGGAUUAAGAAAAUCGAAACUCGGCCCUUUUAUUCGCAGUUCGGUACACUUUGCGUCUGUAGUUCGGCCCUUCGUAGUAGGCGGUUUGGCGGGCUUCAGUUAGAACUUUCAUCCAAAAGGGUCACGCUGCCAAUAUCGGGUUUCGGUGUUUUUCGCGGUGUCAUAUUUCCACACUGUCGUCUGCCGUUGUGGUCCGAAGAAGACAAUCUUCGAGGUCGAUUCUAGGGGUCCUACACACAAAUGCUCAAGGGGGGGACCUUCGAUCGCAGCAUGCCGAUAAGCAAAUCGAGUUUGAUUUGAAGCAUGAAAUAACCGAAACCGUAAAGGAAGAGCAGGAGGCCGUUUCACGGUACAGUGCGCUUCGACCAGGGAAGGCGGCGACCAAGAAUGUUGUUGUGAUUCGAAUACUGGAGGAAUGGCAUGUGCUUGGCACCCAAAUAUUUCGAAAAGGAAAAGGAUGAAACGAAGCAAGGGGAAGUAAAUUAAAACCGAUCGCAGUAGACACCGUCUUCGUCGUCUUGGUUAUUGUUGAAGAAGAAUUCAAAAUUGAGUGAAGUGAUGCGCGACGAAAGUGUAACAAGUGUAUCGAGUGUAUGGAAAGAUAUCGAAACGCCCAACUCAGUGCCGGGUAAAAUUUAGAAGAAACCUGUUGCGAAAGAACAAAAUAAACAAAUUUUCUGCGCUAUUGAUGGCGAAGUUGCUCGUGACGGAGUAAUUCAAAGCGAGAAUAGUGGACAGGUUACGAGCUGCCGGUGUUGAGUUUUGGAGUAGAUUCAAAGCAGAAGCAGCGCCGUCGACAAGAACCACAUCUUCGAAUGGCCCAUCCACGGUGGCCGCAGUAGAGGUGGGCCCAUCAGCCAUCAGUUCCUCAACACAGCCUUCGUCAUCAUCUUCCUCAUCGCGUCGUCAUCUGAACCUUCCACUGCUUCCAGUUCUGCCUCCGCGAUCUACGGUCCAGAUAAGACCUGAACCUCCCCCGCCAUACUGGGCGCACUACCAGCAUCGACCGGUACUUCCUUCGGCAGGGGCAGCUCCCCAUCAACGGCGCAGUAGCCGUAGCAGCAACAGUAGCCCCAGAAGUUCCGAUAGCGAGAAUUCGCCACACGUUACCCCACCGCCUCCGCUGCCACCGGUUCCACUGCCCAGAGCCAAUAAUGCGCAGCGAGCUGUUGUUCAACAACAGGUGGUGGUACAACAUCGAACCCAGCGGCGGAAUUUUGUCGGCGGUGGCAUUUCGGAACACAGGAAUCCGGGAGGACCAGCUAGGCUCCAGCGCUACAACAUUACGAACCACCAUCAGCAGCAACAGCGACAGCAGCAGCAUCCCCAGCGGCGUCCACGGAUUAAAGAGCACUUGUUGAGUCAAGAUGCAUUUUGCCCGGAUUUGGUACGUAAUUGCAAGAUUACCGCAGAGCCAGAAUCCGGCCGAAACUCCCCCGUCGAGUCACGUGAGCCUACGCCGAGCAAUCGUAACAGCAGACCAUCCACAUCUCACAGCCACAACCCAGCAGCGGACGUUGAUCAAGACGUCUACGUAGAGAUUGAAGAACUGAACCAAAGCGUUCCCUCGGCACCCGUCAAUGCGCCAAGCACAACGUCAAGUGGCCGCGACGAAACGAAACUUGAGGAUAGCACCAAGACCACGACUACCGGGACCGUUUGUGAUAUGGGUCAGAAUCUGAGCAUUCGAAGGCCGAAGAUUUCACUCACAUGGGUCCUACGUGAACAAGCGCAGCAGCAACAGCAACAUCAGCAGCAAGUUCCAACUCUGAGUCAUCAACAACUGUCGGGAAGUCAGUCGAGUGCUGGCAGCUACCAGAAGCAGCAACCGAAUCAGAAGCAUCAACAGACGGCCCAAUCCCGAAGAUCACCGGUUAGAACAAUCCUUGUGAACGGGUCGGUGCCUAAUACAACUACAGCAGCUACCAAUGGACACUUACCAGCAAGAAAGAAGUCGCGUACUCGAAGUAAAGAGAGAUUGUUCAGUGAAAAGUAUGUCAGCGAUAACAACCUGACAGAGUAUCAUACCGAAAAGCAGCAUAAGGCCUUUCAGGUCUUAAAUGGUUCAUCAGCUCCGCCUUCGACGGAACACCACGCAACCGGGAUCUACCGCAAAAGUAAUAGAAGCUACAGAAAAAGCAGUGAUCGACUGAAGAAGAAGGAAAGAGCAUUGAUCUAUCCCAAUCUAGUUCAAAGCGAGACCGUAGAUAUCUUGCUGAACAACAACAACAAUAACAGUAUUAUAAUAAAUUUGAACCAGGAAGACCAAUUGCUCAAAGACAAGACCGCAACGAUCUGCCUGAAGAACACCUAUUCGGAGCCUUCGCUCUACACCACCGUUUCGGAGCCAUCUUCCUCAAAAAAGCAUCGUCAUCGCCGGCGCCGGGAACGAUACCGUUCGCAACGAUUCGGCUAUGAAAUCCAGAACGUCGAUGAGUUCCUUUCCAAGUGUUCCCUCUCGUCACCGGGAAAUAUCCCGGUGGUGCUCUCUUCGGCGGCCACGCUCUACCAGACGCGACCGGGCAGCUAUCAGAUCGAGAUCCCGCUACCGCUGGGGAUGGUCGUCAAUGCCGUGUUCAAAAACCAGAACUGGCUGUACGUGCAGACGCCGCACGCCGAGGAGGGAUACGUUGCGUACGAAACGUGCCUGCCGCUGGGCAUCCUGCCACCAAACCAAAGAUCAAGCUCAACGUCCAAGCCGACGCCGUGCUGGGAGUCGAACAAGGACGUCUUUCCCCGCCCAAGCGGUAACCUGACCGACAGCGAGAAGGAAAUCCAACAGCUUCGCGGAGGAACCCGCUCGGAAGGUCGUCGAACCCCACGCCUCAAACGAGGAAGCACCAACAGUCGAAGUGUUACCUCGAUCACCUGCAACAGUGAGAAGAACCUGGACUCACUGUACCUCCGGGUGGCGAACCAACCGAAGUCCAUCGACUCCCAAACCCAAUUUGCUCAACUCAAACUGACGACCAAGGUGCUUCAGGGUAGUACUCAACAGCCUCAAAUAGAGAAGAAGCUAUCGGGAAACGGCAGUGAAUACGGCCAUCUGCCGUCGAAACAACCGCUUUCGCAGCAAAAUCCGUUCCACCACCAUCACCACCACAAGAUCUUGGUUAAGAGCGGAAGUGGCGGAAGCGGGGGCAGUGGAGGAUCAGGCGGAAGCAGUGUCAUCAAUGGUGGACACUACCAUAAGACUGUUAACAGUGCUAGCUAUAACAAUGGGAAUAACAGUAACGGAAGCAACGGUAGCUGUAGUAAGGUAAUAAACGGAAUUGGUAACGGUAAUGUAAGGUCGACGACGACAGCAACAACGGCAGCAGUUCGGCAAACUUUGCUUGCUAUCACCGAUAACUAUUGUUCGGAAUCGGUGGCCGUACAGAAGGGAGACGUCGUAACGCUGCUAGCCUGCAAGGAGUACCAGGAGAAGGGGUUGAAGAAUUUCAAGCAGUGGUUCUUUGUGCGAACCCGCGACGGCCACGAGGGAUAUAUUCCUGCCGAGGCUGCCGGACAUGGUUUUCUUUAGAGGUUAUAAGCUAUAGGUAGUUAGUAGGAGAGUACUAUUAGGGUAUACAGUUGACUGGUAGAUGAAGCGUUGUAUAAAUUAUUAGUUGAUGUUCGCGUGUGCUCGUAUAGCUUUGUAGAAUGUUGGGCUUAAACGUUAUCUGUUCGCAACCAAAUGAUAUCUAAAUUAUGCAUGGAAAAUAAAA